Molecule: messenger RNA, 4747 nt
Organism: Cyprinodon variegatus (sheepshead minnow)
Lineage: Eukaryota; Metazoa; Chordata; Actinopteri; Cyprinodontiformes; Cyprinodontidae
Product: NACHT, LRR and PYD domains-containing protein 3-like
Exons: 10
Coding region: 1-3147 (1048 amino acids)
Molecular function (GO): protein binding
Source: RefSeq, a predicted model, not a curated record
AUGGAGCAGGCAGAGGGAGAAUUUCGGGGAUGGGGAGCAAAGGACUGGGGUGCUUGCUGCACUCCCAGGGAGCCAGCUCCCCCGCUGGCUCCAAUAGGCACCCCCGUUCUCCGAGAGCCCCUCCAGAGAGGGGGGCCCCACCAGUUUCACCACCGUAGCCCGGGGGCACGGGACCAGCAAGGCCAGAACCAAAGCCAGUCUGCAGGAUCCAGCUGUUGUUCUAUAGAGAGUGACUUCUCCAAAGAGGCUCCCCCAGACUUUAGUAAUGAGCAUGCAUCCCCACCCCCAAAAAGGAGGAAGAGGGGUGUCUGUGAAGAGGAACAGGAUGUCUUGCUGGAUCCGGUCCCUAACAGAUGCGGGCACUUGUUUUCCACAGGGUGCAUCCAGUCUUACUCGGCCCAGGAUGAUCCAUUGGAUCCCAGCACCAAGUGUGGAAAAAAAUCCAGAGAGAGCUGUGUACAAGACAGCCUGCAAGAGGUUCUAAAGGAACAUAAGAUCAGUCUGAGAAGGAGAUGUGAACGUGUGGCUGAAGGACUUGAUGAAACAGGAAGUAGAACCAACCUAAACAGGAUCUACACUGAUCUCUACAUCACAGAGGGACAGAGUGAAGAGGUUAAUACCCAACAUGAGGUGAAGCAGCUGGAGAGAGCUUCAAAGAUCAAGAACCCCCAUGAUUCUCCAAUCCGGUGCCAUGACAUCUUUAAAGCCUUACCUCACCAAUGUGGAGCCAUCAGAGUGGUUCUGACCAACGGUGUUGCUGGUGUUGGAAAAACCUUCUCAGUGCAGAAGUUCACUCUGGACUGGGCAGAGGGUUUGGAGAACCAAGAUGUUAGUUUGGUGGUUCUGCUUUCCUUCAGGGAGCUGAACCUGAUCAGAGACCAGCAGCACAGUCUUCUCACGCUGCUCCAUGUUUUCCAUCCAACCCUCCAGAAGCUCCCAGCAGAGAAGCUGGCUGUCUGGAAGCUUCUCUUCAUCUUUGACGGCCUGGAUGAAAGCAGACUUUCUCUGGACUUCAACAACAGUGUUCUUGUUUUUGACGUCACACAGAAGUCAUCAGUCAACGUUCUGCUGAUGAACCUCAUCAAGGGGGACCUGCUUCCCUCGGCUCUCAUCUGGAUAACUUCCCGACCUGCGGCAGCCAAUCGGAUCUCUCCUUCCUGUGUUUCCAGGGUAACAGAAGUACGUGGCUUCACCGACACCCAGAAGGAGGAGUACUUCAGGAGGAGGUUCAGUGAUGAAGACGAGAAGGCCAGCAGGAUUAUCUCUCACAUCAAAACCUCUAGGAGCCUCUUUAUCAUGUGUGGGAUCCCAGUGUUCUGCUGGAUCACUGCUACGGUUCUGGAGAACCUGUUGACCACAGAGCAGAGAGGAGAGCUGCCCAAGACCAUGACUGACAUGUACUCGCACUUUCUGCUGGUCCAGACCAAGAGGAAGAAAAACAAGUACCAAGGGGGACAAAAGACAUGUCCUCAAGAGCUGACGAAAACUGACUGGGAAGUUCUUCUGAAGCUAGGGAGGCUGGCAUUUGAGCAUCUGGAGAAAGGAAACAUCAUGUUCUACCAAGAAGACCUGGAGCAGUGUGGUCUGGAUGUCAAAGAGGCCUCUGUGAAUUCAGGAAUUUGUACAGAGAUCUUCAAAACAGAGAGCGUGAUCUUCCAGAAUCCAGUCUACUGCUUUGUUCAUCUGAGCAUCCAGGAGUUUCUGGCUGCUGUUUAUUGUUACAGCAAGCGGAAUUCUGAGGUACUCAAAAGCUUUCUUGGCGAAGGAAAAUCAAAACCUAUAGAUUGCAUCCUCAAUCGAAUCAUGGAAAAAUCUCUCAAAAGUCAAAAUGGCCACCUUGACCUGUUUGUCCGGUUCCUUCAUGGACUUACUGUGGAGUCCAACCAGAAACUCUUAGGAGGCCUGUUCGGUCAGAGAAAGUACAAUCCAGGCAUUCUUCAGAAAGUAAGCAAGAACCUGAAGAAGAUGAACACAAAUCAAAUUUCUCCUGACAGAAGCAUCAACAUAUUUCACUGUCUGACAGAGAUUAAUGACCAUUCAGUCCAUCAAGAAAUUCAAAAGUUUCUGAAGUCAAAGAAGAAAACAGAGAAGAAGCUAUCAGAGAUCCAGUGCUCAGCUCUGGCCUACAUGCUACAGAUGUCAGAGGAGGUUCUGGAUGUGUUGGACCUGAAGAAAUAUAAUGCAUCAAAUGAGGGACGACUGAGACUGACUCCAGCUGUGAGGAACUGCAGAAAGGCUCGAUUUGUCAGAUGUGACUUAUCAGAGACUCACUGUGAAGUUGUGGCCUCAGCUUUGAAAAGCAACCCGUCCCAUCUGAUUGAGCUUGACCUGAGCUGCAACAAGCUGGGGGAUUCUGGAGUAAAUCUUCUUUGUCUUGGACUGGAAAGUUCAAACUGCAGGCUCCAGAUGUUGAGAUUGAUAGACUGCAGGUUGUCAGAGAUCAGUUGUGCUUCUCUAAUCUCAGCUCUGAAGUCCAACCCCUCGAAUCUGACAGAACUGGACCUGAGUAGUAACAAACUGAAUGAUGAUGCAGUGAAGAUUCUCUGUGAAUUUCUGAAGAAUUACCUCUGUAAACUGAAGACACUGAGAUUGUGGGGCUGUUGUUUGUCAGAGAACAGCUGUGCUUCUCUGGGCUCAGCUCUGAAGUCCAACCCCUCCCAUCUGACAGAACUGGACCUGAACAGAAACAAAGACCUGAAAGAUGCUGGAGUUGAGGAGUUAUGCCAUUUUUUCAAGCGUUCACUCUGUCGACUAAAUAUACUCAAAUUAGGGAACUGCAGUCUGUCAGAGAGAAGCUGUACUUCUCUAGGCUCAGCUCUGAAGUCCAACCCCUUCCAUCUGACAGAACUAGACCUUAGCGAGAAUCGCUUGAAAGACGCUGGAGUGGAGCAGCUCUGUGGUUUUCUACAGACUCCGAACUGCAAACUGCAGAUACUGAGAUUGUGGCGCUGCAGUUUGUCAGAGAUCAGCUGUGCUUCUUUGGUCUCAGCUCUAAAGUCCAACCCCUCCCAUCUGACAGAACUGGAUCUGAGCAGAAACGACCUGAAAGAGUCUGGGGUUCAGCAGCUGGAGGAUCUUGUAAAGAGUCCAGAUUUCGAGCUAAAGACUGUGAAGUGGAGGAUGAUCUCAGUGGAGGAGAGAAGCUGAUCUGUGUCCUGAUGAUCGUCAGAGGUUGAAGCUGCAGCAGUUUGAGUUCAAAGAGACUCUGACUGGAUCCUGAUGAUGAACUCUGAGUUUAGAGAUUUUUUUUUAAGUACUUUUCAUCUUUGUUGCUGUCUAGUUUCAUAUAAUAUAUUGAAGACUAAAAUUGAUUAAGAGAAUUUUUAUUAAAAAAGAACCAUGAAAAGUUUUAACAAACCUUUAGUUUAUUGUUAAAUGAAAGUAAAUGUAAAAAAGCAGGUGUGGAGCGAUCCAGGACCUCAGAUGGACUCAGGAAGCCCUUCCAGUCCGGCCCCAGCAGGGUGGAGGAGGGCUGCUGUCAUUAAGGAGGAGCUGCUUGGACUGAAAAUAGAGUCCAAGGCUGAUUUCUAUCAUUUGGCCUUAGCUCUUCCUCACCAACCCUAAGCUAGUGAGGUUGUCUAUGUGUGGCCAAGUAUUUGUUACCUUAUGGGGACAGUGUUAGGCCGUUAUCCCACAAAUACACUACUUUGAAGGGACAUCUGGGUAACUGGGAAUUAGGCAGUCUGUAUUGAGAACUUCUCCAUUCUGUGAUAUCUCUAAGUUACUCUAAGUGUCGAAGCACUUUAAAAACAACCACUGCUGCUCCACUUUUCUACGUGGCACAUUCACAUGAUUUUUAUUUGUAAGGGGUAGCUAGUGAUGGGUUAAUGAGGCAUCUUGAAGCGGUUCCACACAUUGCCAAAUAGGUUUCCCCUUUGUGGGGAAACUUAAGUGGUCAUUGCAUUGUCUGUCUCACAGAAUACUGAGACCUGCUGGACAUUUAAAGACACUACAGGCAGCUUAUUUAACAGACUAAACUGAAUUGAUUUGAUGACCUAGUUCAAUGAUAUCAUUUGAGCUAUUGUAGGUUAUAUUGUAUUACUUCAUAACUGUGUUUAUAUUGAAAAUAUCUUUGAUAUUUUUAGAUGCAGCCAAUAAAUAAUGUAAACAUAUAACGUGAAAAUUUAGGUGGAAAUGUGAAUGAGGAUGCUUGUGGACUAGGAUUUUAAAUCAUAUUUUACAGGGAAAAAAAGCUAAUUAACUUUAAGUCGGAAAAGUUGAGUGAUAACUGAGAGGAAAAGAAUGACACAAUGAGAAAAUCAAAAACGGCUAAAACGUUCCCAUUCCUUUUUUUAGCAGAUGCAUCAUGUUGAGAGAUACAUUUUUGAACCCAGUUUAGUGAGUCAGUCAGUUAGAAAAAAAACUCCUGGAUCAGUCACAUGACUUUCUGACAGCGACACAUGCACCGAUACAGUGUUUUACUCUAUGGGCUUCACGCAUGCACCCAUGCAUCAGUGGUGCUGGACCCAUCACUAAGGGUAGCUAGCAUAGGCUGCGCUAGCUUAGCACUUCAUUUCCAUUUCAGUUCAGUUUAUUUAUAUAGCGCCAUUUCACAACUCAUGUUGUCUCAAGGCACUUUAGAUACAAUUCAACCAGAUCAUGCAAUCAGACUGGUUUGAUGUGUUAUAUCUAAAGAAAACCAGUUGCUUUCAUCAACUCAUUGACUUGAAAGCAAUCCCUCACACCAAGCAUGCUUGUAGCGACAGUGGAGAGGAAAAAUGCCCUUUUACCAGGACGAAACCUCCAG